This is a messenger RNA of Fomitopsis serialis, 1656 nucleotides long. RefSeq names its product general substrate transporter. Gene Ontology annotation, molecular function: carbohydrate:proton symporter activity. The record is from RefSeq and is a predicted model, not a curated record. The transcript is spliced from 6 exons. Lineage: Eukaryota; Fungi; Basidiomycota; Agaricomycetes; Polyporales; Fomitopsidaceae. Bases 1 to 1656 code for a protein of 551 amino acids. Gene Ontology annotation, biological process: transmembrane transport; carbohydrate transport. Gene Ontology annotation, cellular component: membrane.
AUGGAGGUCUCAGCUGUACCCAACGCGCCGCGGGCGUCCUGGAGUGUCACGCAGCGCCUUCGCACAUCUCUCCGCCGGUUCCCCAAAGCUCCUCACGUCCCUAACUUUGUAUGGUGUGCUCUCUUCACGGCAAUCGGAGGCUUCGUAUUCGGAUUCGACACUGGGAGCAUUGGCUCCGUCACUACCAUGCCGCAGUUCAUCUCUCACUUCUCAUCGACACGCGCGUUGUCUACGACGAUUCAAGGCCUCAUCGUGUCGACUAUCCUUGUCACCGCCUCUAUGGCGUCCCUAGUUUCUGGGCCUCUCUCUGAUCGCAUCUCUAGGACCAGAACAAUAUCCCUGGGAGCAUUCAUAUUUGCGGCUGGCAGCGCUAUCUCGUGCGCUUCACGUUCACUUGCGAUGCUGUUCGUUGGGAGAUGUGUCGCCGGCAUCGGUGAAGGCUUGUUUCUGUCGACAGUGACCGUGUACGCUAUAGAGAUUGCGCCAGCAUCCGCUAGAGGCAGGCUCGGAUCAAUGGUGCAACUGCUCUGCACAAUGGGCAUCGCCUCUGGGUAUUUCAUUUGUUAUGGCACUGUCCAGAUCCCAUCCUCUCUUUCUUGGCGAUUUCCGUUUGGUUUGCAGGCAGUGAUUUCCGCUAUAUUAGCAGUGGGGUCGCCCUUCCUGCCGCAUUCACCUCGCUGGCUCCGUCAUGUGGGCCGAGCAAUUGACGCAGACGCUGCGUGGGUGAAGUUGGAUGUUGUUUCCGCUGACGCCCAGAAGACGGAAGAGAACGCCAGUAGAGAUGCAGUGCAACGACUGAGUUGGUGGCAAGAGGCACAGCAAUUGUGGAAACGGGGAGUCAAAGCGAGGACUGCCCUGGGGGUCUUUCUGAUGGGGAUGCAGCAGGCGUCAGGAAUUGACGGCGUGCUUUAUUACGCACCUGUCUUGUUCGCUCAAGCAGGUCUAUCGGCGUCGGCGGCGUCAUUCGCUGCGUCAGGGGUGUCAGGUCUGAUCAAUGUCGUUUUCACAUUGAUCGUUCAAUUUUUCGCCGAUGAUUGGGGACGCCGGCCUUCUAUGAUCUGCGGCGGAACUGUCAUUGGAGUGUCCAUGAUGCUCAUCGGCUCUUUGUACGCUUCGCAGGCAUCAGACACACAAGCGGGGCGUUGGGCAAUCAUCGUGCUGAUCUACAUAUUUGUGGUCGGUUUCGCUGCAAGUUGGGCUAUUGUAACACGUAUCAUCUGCAGCGAAAUCCAGCCAAUGCGGACGAGGGCUGCUGCUACGAGCCUUGGGCAGUGCGCAAAUUGGGUGGUCAACUGGAUUAUAGCCUUCACAACGCCCAUGUUCCUUGCACGCACGUCUUCUGGACCCUACUUCCUAUUUGGCACCUGCUCUCUGCUCACCACGCUGGUCUGCCUAGCCUUCCAGCCCGAGACGAGAGGCGCAUCGCUCGAAGAGGUUGACAAGGCAUUUGAGAUAGCGCCUUGGAGAGCUGCCCUUGGGAGGCGGCGGGAGCGUUCGAGGUCGGAUCCCGGCGCUGCUGAAGAAUACGAACUUGCUCUUCGCUCGCGGCCUCAGGUCAUAAUACCGGGACACGAAAUCAACGAUGACGUCGAGGAGAUAGAUACUAUUCGCCUUCCAGAGGUCAAAUUUGGUGGGCCUUGGCAUUGGGCGCGUUGA